UCAGCUAAGAGGCCAACCCGGUGCUUCUGCUAACACAAGGGGCACACCUUGGCCAGGGCCGUGUCCGUACAAAACUUCCACUCGCAAAGUACCGACUUAACUGGGGAAGUUAUGCUAAAAGGAGAUUCCCAACCUAAAACGAGCAGGUUGGGCUUCCUUUAAUAUUCCAGAAUUUAUAUUCUUGCAGUUAGAAAAAGCUGGCCAUAAGAUCAAACAGACUGAAUGGAUGACUGAUAUCUGGAAACUUCUCUUAAAACUAUAUCAGGACCAAAAAAAGGCUGCUAACGGCCUGUCACUGACUCACUCUCUCCCUCUACCUGUAUCUUCUUCUAUCUGAAUUACUUGGUCAGAUGCUAUCUCAUUUUUUUCCUUUCUCUUCCAACUCGUCCACCUCCUGCUGUUUGCCUUUACGCAGCAAAGGAGAAGUAAAGAGAGAGAGAAAAAAAACCACCUUUUACGGAAUACUCUGGCUUGAUACCCAAUCAUCAUUCUCUAAUCACCACAAUCAUCCUUUGCUUGAAUCCGCCUCUUAGAAGGUUUAGACGAGGAUGUAGCUGCUCUGGUCAGAAAGACGGUCUAGGUUGGUCCGAGUUACACAAUUAACGCUUGUUAGACUGCUGGACCAACUUUUCAGAACCACCAAAAGAAAGAAAAGGCGUUCAGUUGUGCCAGCUGAGUACACAAUGCCAGCUGAACGUGAACCGACUCCCAACCAGCUUAAUUCCAACCAGUAGAGAAACUUAGCUUGAAAAACAAAAGGAAGUCCCGAGGAAAUAAGUCCUAACGAGGAGAACCUGAUUUUCUAUCCCUGUUGCCUUGAGAUCAGAGCUCCCAGGAUCACUUACCUUAUCGUGAAACUGAAGAAAGAAAAACAGGGAAUGAAGCCUUUAAAAAUAUUUCUUACAUACUGACGCGGGCCGCACCAUGAAGCCGUCCCUGCUGACCUGGGCCCUGCUGCUGCUGGCGACUCUCCCCGGCCUGGGCCUCCGGCCUGCUGCAGGUGCCCAGCUGAGCUGCUCCCAGCGCUGCGGAGACCAGAGUGGGCCAUGUUCCUGCCACCCGACCUGCUUUGGCCUGGCCAGCUGCUGUGUGGACAUCCGGGAUUUCUGCCUGGAGAUCUCGCCCUACUCUGGCUCCAUGAUGGGGGGCAAGGACUUUGUGGUCCGGCAUCUCAACUGGUCCAACCCCGGCACUGACAGCGUGAUCUGCAGCUUUAAGGAGAGCAUCCAGACCCAUGGCUAUGUGGACGCCUCGGGCCGAGUGCACUGCGUGUCACCCCUGCUCUACGAGUCUGGCCGCAUCCCGUUCGCGCUCUCCAUGAACAAUGGCCGCUCCUUCCCGCGCUCGGGCACCUGGCUCUCUGUGCACCCAAGUAAAGUGUCGGACUCCGAGAAGAGCCAGCUGGUGAAUGAGACCCGCUGGCAGUACUACGGCACUCCUGGCACGCAGGGCAACCUCACCCUGACCUGGAACACCUCGGCCCUGCCCUCGGACACCGUCACCAUCGAGCUGUGGGGCUACGAGGAGACGGGGAAGCCGUAUUCCCAGCAGUGGGCAGCAGCGUGGUCAUACCUGUAUUCCUUGGCUACCAACAUCCACAACUCCGGUUCCUUCACCUUCACGCCGAAACCUGCCCCGCAGAACUUCCAGAGAUGGGAAGUGGGUUCCCUCCGCAUCGUGGACAGCAGACACCGCGCAGGGGAGCCGGAUGUGCAAGCGAUCUGGAGCAACGAGCACGCGCUGGCCUGGCACCUGGGUGAAGACUUCCGGAUGGACCCUGUGGCCUGGGCCCGAAACCAGUGCCUGGCCUGGGAGGAGCUGGAGGACCAGCUGCCCACAUUCCUGGAGGAGCUGCCCGACUGCCCCUGCACCCUGGCCCAGGCCCGGGCUGACUCCGGCCGCUUCCACACAGACUACGGCUGUGACCUGGAGCAGGGCAGCGUGUGCACCUACCACCCAGGCGCUGUGCACUGCGUGCGCUCGGUGCAAGCCAGCCCCCGGUACUACUCCGGCCAGCAGUGCUGCUACACUGCGGACGGCACGCAGCUCCUGACGGCUGACUCCACCGGGGGCAGCACCCCGGACCGCGGCCACGACUGGGGCUCACCCCCCUACCGCGUGCCGCCCCGCGUGCCGGGCCUCUCCCACUGGAUCUACGACGUCAUCAGCUUCUACCACUGCUGCCUCUGGGCGCCUGAGUGCUUCCGCUACAUGAACAGGCGGCCCUCCAGCGACUGCCGCAGCUACCGGCCCCCGCGCCUGGCCUCCGCUUUCGGGGACCCACACUUCGUCACUUUCGACGGCACCAACUUCACAUUCAACGGCCGUGGCGAGUACGCGCUGCUGGAGGCAGCGCUGACCGACUUGCGGGUGCAGGCGCGGACCCAGACCAGGGUGACGCCCGAGGGCUCUCAGGACCGAGGCACGGGGCUGACUGCGGUGGCCGUCCAGGAGGCCAACUCAGACGUGGUAGAGGUCCGGCUGGGGGACGGGGCGGGGGUCCUGCAGGUGCUGCUGAACCAGGAGGUGCUCAGCUUUGCGGAGCAGCGCUGGAUGGACCUGAAGGGCAUGUUCCUGUCGGUAGCCGCUGGGAACAGAGUAUCAGUCAUGCUGGCGUCAGAGGCCGGCCUGGAGAUCAGCCUCCAAGGGCCGUUCCUGAGUGUGGCGGUCCUGCUGCCUGAGAAGUUCCUGACCCACACGCGGGGCCUCCUCGGGACGUUCAACAACGACCCAGCCGACGACUUCACCCUGCGCAGCGGGGAGGUCCUGCCGCCCAGCGCCAGUUCUCGAGAACUGUUCCGGUUCGGGGCUGACUGGGCCGUGCCGAAUGCCUCCUCCCUGCUCACCUACGACUCCAAGUUCCUGGUGGAAAACUUCAAGGAACGGCCUAAGCAUGACCCCACUUUCCUGCCCCUCUUCCCCGAGGAAAGCUCCGCGAGCCCCAGCCAGGCGAGUGCGGCAGCUGACCUGUGUGGGGACGACAGUUUCUGCAAAUUCGACGUGGCGGCUACCGGGAGCCUGAGCGUGGGCAACGCCUCGCGAGUGGCCCACAUGCAGCACCGGAUUCGCGUGCAGAGCCUGCAGCCCGUGGUGUCCUGCGGCUGGCUGGCCCCGCCUGCCAACGGACACAAGCAGGGCGAGAGGUACCUAGUGGGUUCCACCGUCCGCUUCCGCUGCAACAACGGCUACAGCCUGGCUGGGGCAGAUGCCAGCACCUGCCAGGCUGACGGCACCUGGUCCUGGCCCACCCCCACGUGCCAGCCAGGACGGAGCUACGCGGUGCUGCUGGGCAUCAUCUUUGGAGGCCUGGGGCUGGUGGCCCUGGUUGGGCUUGGCUACUGGCUCCUACGCCGCAGGAAGAGCAACACGGCCGUCUGGGGUUCACAGCCCUGAGCGAAGCACACUUGGCCAGUGGCACGAGAUGCACGGGGCCUCCCCGAGGCCAAAGCCCAGCCUCCCAAACUUCCAAGAACCUGCACCCCAGUACUUGAAUACUCCGGUUCCUAGCGCCAGACACGUGCAACCUGGACACCUGGUACCUGAGCUUUUCAAGCCAAGUGCCCUGCUCUGUCACCGAAGACCCGAACCCCGAACUGUAACCGGGGAGCUCCCGUGGCUCUGUUCCCUGCAUACCCCAAACCCUAGUUCUCCAGGCCCUGGGCUCCGUACCCUUGAAUCCUGAGGCCUGUCUCCCGAACCCUGACAUGCCAGCACCUGAUGUGUAAAGGCCAGUACCUCAGAUCCCGUGCCCGCGCCCCUGACCCCCAGUGUGAGCCUGCUGACCCAGCAAUGAGCCCCAGGGCCGAGCUGCCUUGAUUCCCAGGCCCUGGGCCUGGCUGCCCGAGACUGUGGCUGGGUCCAGCCUUGGGCGUGGACCUUCUAAGCUCCAGUCUUGUAACUCCAAGUCUUACGGAACGUCUCCUGACAGACUCCUUGCCUGUGGAGGCAGAAAACAAGCUCUGGUGCCCCUC
Bubalus bubalis (water buffalo) is the source of this 3971-nucleotide messenger RNA. RefSeq names its product sushi domain containing 2 (gene SUSD2). Lineage: Eukaryota; Metazoa; Chordata; Mammalia; Artiodactyla; Bovidae. The record is from RefSeq and is a predicted model, not a curated record. The transcript has 16 exons. The coding region runs from base 925 to 3393 and encodes 822 amino acids.